This is a messenger RNA of Penicillium verrucosum, 1026 nucleotides long. RefSeq names its product terpene synthase family protein. NCBI's taxonomy places the organism in Eukaryota, Fungi, Ascomycota, Eurotiomycetes, Eurotiales, Aspergillaceae. The record is from RefSeq and is a predicted model, not a curated record. The transcript is spliced from 4 exons. Bases 1 to 1026 code for a protein of 341 amino acids.
AUGGCUACCUUAACAGGAACUAUUUCUUCUCUGGCCCAACCGUUCGUGUAUCUUGAAAACACCAGCAAUAGCCCUCCAGUCAAAGAGACAAUCAGGCCCAGGAAUGAUACCACGAUCACUCCGCCUCCUACUCAGUGGUCAUACCUUUGCCAUCCGCGACUGAAGGAGGUACAGGACGAAGUCGAUGGAUAUUUCUUGGAGAACUGGAAAUUUCCAAGCUUCAAAGCUGUUCGCACCUUCUUGGAUGCCAAGUUCUCAGAGCUUACUUGUCUUUACUUCCCUCUCGCACUGGACGAUCGCAUCCACUUCGCCUGCCGACUGCUGACCGUUCUCUUCCUCAUCGAUGAUCUUCUUGAGCAUAUGUCUUUCGCGGAUGGAGAAGCCUACAACAACAGAUUGAUCCCAAUAUCGCGUGGAGAAGUGCUCCCGGACCGAACCAAAACAGAAGAGUUUAUUCUCUAUGACCUCUGGGAAAGCAUGCGCGCCCAUGAUACGGAGCUGGCCGACGAAGUUCUCGAGCCGACUUUCGUGUUCAUGCGCUCGCAGACUGACCGAACGCGUUCGACAAUCCAAGAAUUGGGGCAUUAUCUCGAGUACCGUGAAAAGGAUGUAGGCAAGGCGUUGCUUUCGGCUCUGAUGAGAUUCUCGAUGGGACUUAGACUCAGUGCAGAUGAACUUCAGGGUAUGAAAUCCCUUGAAUCCAACUGUGCAAAGCAGAUUUCUGUAGUCAACGACAUAUACAGUUAUGACAAGGAAGAGGUGGCGUCUCGGACUGGACACAAGGAGGGAGCCUCCCUUUGUUCAGCUGUAAAGAUUCUGGCGGAGGAGGCCAAGCUUGGUAUACCCGCAACGAAGCGCGUGCUUUGGUCUAUGACUCGGGAGUGGGAGAUUGUGCAUGACGAGAUCGUGGCUGAGAAAAUUGCAUUCCCAGACGGCUGCUCUGAAGCUGCUAAGGCGUAUAUGAAGGGCCUAGAGUACCAAAUGAGCGGCAAUGAGCAGUGGAACACCCUUGGCACCUGGUGUUAA